AUGCCUGGAGACGGAUACGACCGUCAUAUCACCAUCUUCUCACCCGAGGGACGACUCUAUCAAAUCGAAUAUGCCUUCCGUGCAGCAAAGGAAUCGACCCUCACGUCUGUAGCUGUCCGUGGCAAAGAUAGUGCCGUCUUUGUCACGCAGAAGAAAGUCCAGGACAAACUGAUUGAGCCUGAUUCCGUCACCAAUGUGUUUCAAAUUACGCCUGAAAUUGGCUGUUUAAUGACGGGUCUUUAUGCUGAUUCCAAGGCACAAGUGCAGCGUCUACGCUUUGAAGCCCAUGAGUUUGAGAAUAAAUUUGGUUACAAGAUUCCGUGCCAUGUCCUGGCCAAACGCAUCGCUGACGUGGCGCAGGUGUACACACAACACGCUUCGAUGCGUGCGUUUGGUGUCGUCACGAUGCUCAUCAGUGUGGAUGAGGAAAAAGGACCUCAGCUGUUUAAAAUUGAUCCAGCUGGUCACUUUUGGGGCUACAAGGCCACGGCAGCAGGUGUCAAGGAACAGGAGGCGCAGAAUUAUCUGGAAAAGAAGAUUAAGGCCAGUUCGACGAUGGACUAUGACUUGACGCUACAUACGGCCAUUACGUGUCUCCAAUCGAUCUUGUCGGCGGAUUUCCGCCCCAAUGAGAUCGAAGUUGGUGUUGUGCUGCAAGGCCAGCGGUUCCGUAAGCUGACGGAGGACGAGAUCGAAGUCCACUUGACUUCCAUCAGCGAGCGUGAUUAG
Messenger RNA from Peronospora farinosa, 729 nucleotides. Lineage: Eukaryota; Oomycota; Peronosporomycetes; Peronosporales; Peronosporaceae. The record is from the annotation of a GenBank genome assembly.